ACGCGUUUUCCAUUCCUUCGCUGUGCGUUCGCGUUCGCAAAAGAAAACUUUUUCCAAUAGAAACGCUCUUUCGCAGUAAACCAUAACCUUCUAUCCCCACCGGAAGGAGACGCCAGACGUGGUUGCGGUCAGCUCAGUCCCAACGUUACAUCAACGCACCAGACGCCCGGAGUCUUGCACCGGUAGUGCACAACGUUCGAAGAAGCGAAUAAGAGCAGCAUUCCUUGAACCGACCAACAGAAAUGGCGGAAUCCACUAUCGAAAGUAAUAAUGCCUCCGCUGCGACCGCCGCAGCUGGUGCUGAAAAUUGGGUAAAAAAGGUUGAAGACCAAGAAAUCUCCAAUAUGGUUGACGGGUUGAAGCUUGAAAAGGGUAAUGGUCUAGUUGGAGCGCAAACGGAUGACCCGAGUACAUCAGCGCCGGUCGUUGGAAAUGGAACAGGGGCUGUCACCCCUGCAGUACCACCAACAGCACCACCAACCGGCGAGGAAGAAAUUGAAAAUGCCAAUCCGGCUGAUGCAAGUUUGCUAAUGAAGAUUAUUCGCAAGGGUUUGGUAGAGUCCAAGCUGGAUUUGGAGGUGCAGCGGCGGGAUCCAACGUCGCCAUUGCAUUCGGUGAAGUCGUUCGAGGCGCUGCAUUUGAAGCCAGAGCUGCUGCAAGGUGUUUAUGCCAUGGGCUUCAAUGCACCGUCAAAGAUUCAGGAGACAGCCCUGCCGACUCUGUUAGCCGAUCCGCCGCAAAACAUGAUUGCCCAGAGUCAGUCCGGAACGGGCAAGACGGCGGCAUUCGUACUGGCAAUGUUGAGCCGUGUCGAUACGACCAAAAACUAUCCACAGGUGCUCUGCCUGUCGCCCACGUACGAGUUGGCUAUUCAGACGGGCGAGGUGGCGGCCAAGAUGUCGAAAUAUUGCCACGACGUGAAGCUGCGCUAUGCCGUCCGUGGGGAAGAGUUGGCGAAAGGCGCGAAGAUCACCGAUCACAUUAUCAUCGGCACACCGGGCAAGCUUCUGGACUGGGGCCUUAAGUUCCGGGCGUUCGAUCUGCGUAAAAUUACGGUGUUUGUACUGGAUGAAGCCGAUGUGAUGAUUGCUACCCAGGGGCACCAGGACCAGUGCAUUCGAAUCCAUAAACAACUUCCUCCCACCUGUCAGAUGAUGUUCUUUUCGGCGACAUAUGAGAAGGACGUUAUGGAGUUUGCCGAAUACAUCGUUCCGAAACCAAUCGUCAUUCGACUGGCACGCGAGCAGGAAUCGCUGGAUAACAUCAAGCAGUACUAUGUAAGGUGUAAGGAUCAGAACGAAAAAUAUCAAGCCAUUUCGAACAUCUAUGGGGUUAUUACCGUUGGCCAGGCCAUCAUUUUUUGUCACACUCGUCGUACUGCUUCGUGGCUAUCUGGAAAAUUGUCCAAGGAUGGACAUUCCGUGGCAGUUCUCUCCGGUGAACUGACCGUAGAGCAGCGACUGGCCGUCUUGGAUCGAUUCCGUGCUGGGAUGGAGAAGGUGUUGAUCACUACGAAUGUUCUAUCGCGCGGAAUCGAUGUGGAACAGGUGACAAUUGUGGUAAAUUUCGAUUUACCUAUGUUCCAGGACGGCCGAGCGGAUUGUGAAACUUAUUUGCAUCGCAUCGGUCGAACCGGCCGUUUUGGAAAGAACGGUAUUGCAAUCAAUCUCGUGGAUAGCGAGCACAGUAUGAAAAUCUGUAAAACCAUUGAGUCGCACUUCCAGAAGAAAAUUCAGCUUCUCGAUGCAGAGAACUCCGACGAGAUCGAAAAAAUUGGAUCCUAGAUGUGCGUACCAGAGGAGCUAAGCGUUGUUUAUAAUUUACUUUUUUUUUUUACUCAUAAAAGCUUCAUGAAUAUGAGAUUUUAAUUGAUCGUUUUACAAACGGUUAACUACCUUAAAAUACAAUGAUGCAUUGGACCCAGACGAAUGGAGAUAUUGAUUGAGAUGACUUAUGGUUUAUUAAAGAAUACGAAUUAAUCGAG
Anopheles coustani is the source of this 1984-nucleotide messenger RNA. RefSeq names its product DEAD-box helicase Dbp80 (gene Dbp80). Gene Ontology annotation, molecular function: ATP binding; RNA binding; RNA helicase activity. Lineage: Eukaryota; Metazoa; Arthropoda; Insecta; Diptera; Culicidae. The record is from RefSeq and is a predicted model, not a curated record. The transcript has 6 exons. Gene Ontology annotation, biological process: poly(A)+ mRNA export from nucleus. Bases 243 to 1784 code for a protein of 513 amino acids. Gene Ontology annotation, cellular component: nucleus; cytoplasmic stress granule.